Andrographis paniculata is the source of this 1198-nucleotide messenger RNA. Its product is annotated as glutamyl-tRNA reductase-binding protein, chloroplastic. The record is from RefSeq and is a predicted model, not a curated record. The coding region runs from base 129 to 1106 and encodes 325 amino acids. The transcript has 5 exons. Gene Ontology annotation, cellular component: chloroplast. NCBI's taxonomy places the organism in Eukaryota, Viridiplantae, Streptophyta, Magnoliopsida, Lamiales, Acanthaceae.
AAACACGAUUUUUGCGCCAGUGUUAUCAUCAAAGUAGCGCACUGUCGGCCUCUUCCCAACUGUGGACUCCGAAAUUCUUCAGAAGAGAUCAUUAGGUAGAAGAAAUUCAUCAAAUUUUCUACAUUCAAAUGAUUCCGCAUGCCAAAUCUGUGUCAUGCAAUCUUCUGCCUUCGAUUCUUCCUCCCGCACCACGUUUACAGAGGCGUUCGGUUUCGAUUUCUGGACGGAUCAACAGAGCAUUGUGGAAACCACUGAAAGGCAGAAAAAUUUCAAUCCAGCCGCUGAAAUGCUCGGCUUCUGUAGUGUCAGACCGACCGCAGGUGGAAUUGACCGGAAAUCACAAGCCUGUUCCAGCUGAGGUGUCGAGAACUGUUGUGGAUCUGUCCUCUGUGGGUACGCUUUCAGUUCUCUCGCAGGACGGCUCGCCUCUGGGAUUUGGCGUGCGCUUUGCGGUUGACUUGAACGGAACUCCUGUUUUGUGUUUAAAUGAGUUUGAUGCGAAGUUUUCUGAUGAUAGGAGGUGCAGUCUUCAUGUUCAGCUGGAGCAGUGUGGAGCUCGGACGCCUCAAUGCACAAUCCAAGGGAACCUCGAGAAACCUAGGGAUAGAAUGGCCUUGAAGAAAUUCUGUUCGGCAUGGGGGAAGCGCUUCAAUGAGGAAGUGGAUGAAAGCCAAAUUUAUGUCAUUGACGUCAAAAGGGUACUUCAGAUAGAAGAUUAUGCUGAGGAUGGUGUUUGGGUAAGCUCAUCAGAGUAUGUGUCAGCUGAACCCGAUCCUCUUCGAGAUGCUGCAGAAGGAAUUGUUGAUGAGGUUAAUAAUCACAAUAAAGAAGACGUUUUUCGCUUCUGCAAUGUUUAUGUCGAUUUGGAUUUUCAGGUGCUGGAUGCGAAGAUGAUCUGGGUAGAUCGACUAGGAUUCGAUGUACACCUCAAAACUUUACAGAAUGAGGUUUAUGAGGUUCGAAUACCUUUCCCUAGAGAAGUGACGGACGAAAAGAGUGCUAAAUCAUCUUUUAAUGGCAUGUCUCAGCUUGCCUGGGAAGUGGAAAAAAAUUUCCAUGUCCCUGAAUUUGAGAAGGUAAAAUAUUUCAAGAAGAUCGUCGGUUAAGUUUACUCCCAUUAUGAUUUUAUUGUUACCCACUUUUUGGUCAGUUUAACACUACAAGUUUGGAAUAUAUGAGAGGGUUUGCUGUUUCCCUA